AUGGUUGAAUCAAAUAAAAAAUCUCAUGCUUUGUUAUCCAUAUCUAACUACACCGCAUGUAUAUUACACUGUUAAAUUAGGCUAUUUUGAUAGUAUUUACCCUCUAGAUCAAUCAGAUACACUUAUUGGAAUAGACUUUCACAAUUACAUAAUGCUUCAUAAAAAAUGCUGUCCAAAAUGCUUGAUAUUCUUGGAACUUUUUACAUCAAAAAAAGCUUAGACCUUCCAAUGUACCAAUUGUUAAUGGAUGAUCGAACUGAAAAUCACUUUGUUAUAUACUCUUGUAAAUUGUCUCUAAAUUACAAUUAUGCUGUCUUUGUUUCCGAUUAUAGCUUUUGCUCUCUCAAUUCAAAAAACAGAAGAUGUUAUGUAAAGAAUAGAAAGAAAAAUUGACAGCAUAACCAUUAUAAUAAUUGUUAACUUGCUUUUUAGCAUCCCUAUGUUCAUACUUGGACUAAUCAUUUGUUUAUUUCUUGCACCAUAUAAAAUCUUGCGAGCUUUUUCGGAUGCUGUUAAACAAAGGGAUUUUAAUAUAAUCAAAAGAGUCUUCUCAUCAUCUUGA
Molecule: messenger RNA, 562 nt
Organism: Paramecium octaurelia
Lineage: Eukaryota; Ciliophora; Oligohymenophorea; Peniculida; Parameciidae
Source: the annotation of a GenBank genome assembly